GCCAACAGGGGAUCUGCUUUGCACUCUAGAGUAGAGCUCAAAUGUGAGAGACAGACCACACCAAGGGACCAGGUCAGUUACUGAAACCAAGCCUUAAAACACUGGACACAUAAAGUACAUACAGCUCUAUGUCGAUAUCACAGAUAACACCAACUCUCUUCCUGAGCGGGGCUGAUGCUCCUAGGAAUCAGGCACUCAUGACCCGCAAAGGGAUUACGCUCAUUGUGAAUGUGACCCUGUCCCACACCUGCCCUAUCUACCCGGGCGUGGAGUGUGUACGUGUUGCCGUGUCCGACUUCCCCAAUGCCCGUCUGGGUGAUCAUUUUGACCCCGUGGCAGCUCGAAUCCACAACAACAGGGCUGGGGGAACCCUAGUGCACUGUGCUGCAGGCAUGAGUCGCUCACCUGCACUGAUUAUGGCCUACCUCAUGAAAUACAAAGGAGUGACCCUACGGCAGGCACAUAACUGGGUUAAAGAGAGUCGACCCUAUAUUCGACUUAAUACAGGAUUCUGGGCCCAACUCCUAGACUAUGAGAAGAAAUUGUAUGGUAAGAAUACUGUGAAGGUGGCCGAACCACUGGAUCCACUGCCAAUGCCCAGAACACCAAAAUUGACAACCAAGUAUAGCAUGAGACAGUGUCCUCCAUCUCCAAGGCUUGGCCGACUUAGAAAAUAUACAUCUUUUGCUCUUUAAUCCAAGAAAAAAAGAACUGAUCUCGGGAGGUUUUUGCCAAAAGUAGAAAUGUUGUCUUUUUAGCCACUUACACUUGGUUGGUAAUGCAAUUCACUUUCAAGCAUGAUUUUUCAUAAUGUUUUUUUCAUUUUAAUGUGGCCUGGCUGGAAUUCCAGGAUAUAAUAAAUGACAUUUUAAAUCCUUUUAUGUUGCAUUGUUUAACCAACAGAGGACAGUGUUGGAGCAUCAAACUCAAACCAUGUACAUAAUAAAAAGCUAGGGGUAACCUGCAAUUGUUACCAUAAGGAGCUAUAUACUGUACCUGAUCUAACCGUUAACAUUAGGUUUGUUGGCAUAACUUAUUGUAUUUAGGUUGAUUCAGUCAUGUUAAAUCAGAUUUCUGACUUGAAUCAAACCAGUUAAUUUAGUUGUUACCACAUGAAGCACAUUUUUGUCAGUGUAUGAAACCCAGGACAAAUGAAUGGAAGGCCAAAAAUUGAAAAUUGAGUUAAUAAUAGACAUGUUGCAUUGUAUUAUAUACCAGAGCUCUGUUUAGAUGUCUUUGUUAUGAUAAAUGUACAGAAAAGAUUUGCUUGAUUUUUUACUGUGCAUGGGACAAGGACUUAGGCAAUUUUUCUAAGCAAACCUACGUAUAUUAAUCAUCUGACAAACCUUUAAUACUGUUUAAUGGUGUGUGUUUUAAUACAAAAAUGUAACUAAAUAAAUAAAUAAAUCUUAUCAUCGAUUUGACCCAGUGACCCAAGGUAAGGAUUUCUCAGAGACAAAAAAACAAAAACAAAAAAAUCUCAGAUUAUCUCUCAUCACCUUUUUAAUUCAGGUUUAAAAUCCUCGCUAUCUCCAUUUAACAAUGUUUGUUUAACGCUUUUGACAAUGUUUUGUUGAUGCCGAGUGAGUGGAGAGAAGUUUUAGACAUGCUUCUUUUGGUGGGAUGAGGGAAUGUACUGACAGCUGAGAGAGACAGCAGGCAGACUAGAAAUGUCUGGGAAGGAAAGACACAAAUUUAUCCUGAAAAAUACAUAUAACUUAUUUUUGUCCGAAAGCCUGCCAUCUUGAGCAAUUAACAGAAAACAGCCUGGUGAACUAUGUGAAUUAUGUGACUAUGUAUUGGGAUAAAGUGAAGUAUAUGUGUGUGCCAGCUCGUGUGUGUGUUUAAUGAGAGACUUUCAGUAAGCCCAUCAUGGGAUAAAUAACCAUAUCAUUAUCAUGCACUCAUUUAUCUUUCUGCACAUUAUUUGACAGCAAACCGUCCUUGUAAGGUAAUGCAAUCUGACCACAAAUGCUAUGUUAGAUGUUUCUCUCGAAGGUAUAGCAGAGCAUUAAUUUAAAUGGAUUGUAUGUGGUGGUGGGGGGGGGUACCUUUGUCCGUGCACACCAGCAUUACCAUUAACUAACAUUAAUAUUUGUAUGUUAAUAAUUGUGUAAAUCCUGCCCUUUUAAAUACAAUAAAAAAGGCUUUGUCCCCAUGCAUUGCUAAAUUGCUGUGGAAACGAGACCUCGAUAAACUACUGCUGUUUUUGUGGUGGUAGUUACUUUAGAAGUUCAUGCUGAAGACAUGCUGAAAAGGUAUCUGUUUUCUGAAGUUUUUCAGUAAUUGUAUGAAUUGUAA
Molecule: messenger RNA, 2301 nt
Organism: Myxocyprinus asiaticus (Chinese sucker)
Lineage: Eukaryota; Metazoa; Chordata; Actinopteri; Cypriniformes; Catostomidae
Product: dual specificity protein phosphatase 18-like
Exons: 2
Coding region: 129-695 (188 amino acids)
Biological process (GO): protein dephosphorylation
Cellular component (GO): cytoplasm
Molecular function (GO): MAP kinase tyrosine/serine/threonine phosphatase activity
Source: RefSeq, a predicted model, not a curated record